Messenger RNA from Anisakis simplex (herring worm), 600 nucleotides. Lineage: Eukaryota; Metazoa; Nematoda; Chromadorea; Rhabditida; Anisakidae. The record is from the annotation of a GenBank genome assembly.
GCGCAGCCGCCAUGUAAGAAGGCAGCCAACACAGCCGGAAGAGCAGCCACGGCCACAACCUCGACCAUUCCGGCCGCAAAACAUCGAAGGAUUGCGGCCGGAACACCGUGUCGAGAUAGCGGCACCAGAACAGGAGGCAUACCAUGUAUGCGACGAACAACUAGUCUGCCGCAACAGCCAUUCAAAACCGUUGCGGCUUGGAAAAUCCACGUGCGGAGAGCCGCAUGCCACAAUCUCGAGACUCUCUGCACGUGNUGUGGCCACGUGGUCAUAUUGCCCUCAGGCGACCUCUCGGCGGCCGACACGAAAGCAAUCAUGGACGAUCACCGAGCCGAGAGGUGCGUCGGUGCCUCCAAGAAGACCAAGGAGGCACGCAUCGCCGCCUCCGAGCGGCUGACGAUCCUGGGCCGCGAUGCCUCGCACAUCGCGGUUCCAGUGGAGGCCGCAGACGAGGCUAGUGUGUCUAAUCCCAGAAAAAGGCACCUAGCCUCCGAGGAGGCGAGGAGGGCAGACCAGUGCUGCUCUUAUAUCAAGAGGUUCAAGGAGGCCCACCCCGAUAUUAUGGCCAUCAUCGGGGUGGAGCAUCAGCUCAACUUCUAA